UGACAAUUGUUCUUCUCCUCUCAAUCGUCUCUGCAACUUCGUCUUCUCCUCUCUCGUCUGGAACUUCUCCCUCACCAACAUUCGCACCUUUUUCUCAAAGCCACCCACUUCCUCUUUCAACCCUAAAUCCUCUUUCCCCUCACCAUGUCACCGAACAACCCCACUCAGGCGCGUCCUCACCGCCGCACCAAAACAAUCCAAAAAUGCAAACUUUGAGUCUGAAUCUCUGAAACCCAGAAUCACUUUUCAAAUGUCUUCGCCCCAGACGCCGGCCACGGCCAUGAAAGGCGCGGAAACUGAUGCCAUGGGGCUGUUGUUGAGCGAGAUGAUCGUGUUCUUGGAGAGCGGCAUCAAUGACUUUGUGGCUGAUGCUAUCAUGAAUCAAUUGCUGCUCUUGGAUGCUCAAGACCCCUCUAAAGAUAUCAAGCUUUUCAUUAAUUCCCCUGGUGGCUCUCUCAGGACUGCAAUUAUCUACACCAUGAGCCCUGCACAGAGCCAUGUUGAGCAAUCCAGAAACACCCUCUUAUUUGCAAGUUGUGCUAAAGAAGUGGCAACUAAUGCACAAGUGAAUGUGGUGAUGUCUGAUAAAGCACUAGUCAAGCAAUUGCAGAAAGAGUUGGCUAGAAUGGAAAGUGAAUUGAGAAAUUCGGGGUCUGCCCGCCCUACAUCUGAUUCUGCAGCAUUGUUGAGAGAAAAGGACCUCCAAAUUGAGAUGUGGUUCAUAAGGCCUCCAAGUGGGGUAUUUGAAUGAGGGCGCAACAAUUUGGCCAGCAGGCAAGAGAAGGUGCAUUUACUGGGCGCAUGAAGUGGAGGGGCCAAGUUGUAUUUCUGAUAUGUAGAUAAUCCCCUGUUGAUUUGUAUUUCUAAUAAGAAGUCAGCACCAACCAUGUAAAUUGUAAAUUUGUCUUUGCGCUACUCGUGGCGGUUACAAACUGCUAGAGAGUAAACUCCA
Molecule: messenger RNA, 952 nt
Organism: Lotus japonicus
Lineage: Eukaryota; Viridiplantae; Streptophyta; Magnoliopsida; Fabales; Fabaceae
Product: kinesin-like protein KIN-7H
Exons: 3
Coding region: 251-751 (166 amino acids)
Biological process (GO): microtubule-based movement
Molecular function (GO): microtubule motor activity
Source: RefSeq, a predicted model, not a curated record